This is a messenger RNA of Eleginops maclovinus (Patagonian blennie), 1322 nucleotides long. RefSeq names its product heat shock protein, alpha-crystallin-related, 1 (gene hspb1). The transcript has 3 exons. NCBI's taxonomy places the organism in Eukaryota, Metazoa, Chordata, Actinopteri, Perciformes, Eleginopidae. The record is from RefSeq and is a predicted model, not a curated record. Gene Ontology annotation, biological process: negative regulation of apoptotic process; protein refolding; response to heat. Gene Ontology annotation, cellular component: cytoplasm; nucleus. Bases 105 to 773 code for a protein of 222 amino acids.
CUCAGCUGAGAGGUAGGCAGCACGUUGGAAAACAUUCUCACAGAGGCCAAAGAGCUCUUCCUCCACAGCCAACAGCUCUACUCUACAUACGAAACACAGCAGCCAUGACUGAGAGACGUAUUCCUUUCACCAUGCUCCGCACCCCCAGCUGGGACCCAUUCCGUGACUGGCACCAGAGCCGCAUCUUCGACCAGACCUUCGGCAUGCCUGCCUUUCACGAAGACUUCAACGCAUUCCCCAGCACCCACUGGCCAGGGUACGUGCGGCCCUCUCUCAUGGCCCCGGACAUGCCUUCCAUGGGCCAGAUGCCCUCCAUGGGCCAGAUGCCCUCCAUGGGCCAGAUGAGCUCCAUGGGCCCCAUGAUGCCCCACAACACCAUGAUGUACCCAUCGGCUAUGAUGGCUCACCAGGCCCGUGCCAUGUCUCGCCAGAUGAGCAGCGGCGUGUCAGAGAUCAAGCAGAGCCAGGACAGCUGGAAGGUGUGCCUGGAUGUCAACCACUUCUCCCCCGAGGAGCUUGUGGUGAAGACCAAGGAUGGAGUGGUGGAAAUCACUGGCAAGCAUGAGGACAGGAAGGACGAGCACGGUUUUGUGUCCAGGAGCUUCACCAGGAAAUACACCCUCCCAUCUAAUACUGACGUUGAGAAGGUGUCAUCCUCCCUGUCUCCUGAGGGGACGCUGACCGUCGAGGCCCCUCUGAUCAGAUCCGCCAUCGAGUGCUCAGAGACCAAGAUACCUGUCAACGUGGAUAACAAAGGCAUGCUGAAGAAGUAGAAAGAGAAGCAGCAAAGUGCCUCCCACAUAAACACACAUUUGAUGUUUUGCAAACCGAUCCUAGAAAGGUAAAGAAGCAGAUAAUCACUCUCCAGAAAGCGUGCUUGUUCACACGCCAGAGAGGGAAGCGAGGGAUUGCCCUUGCUUUCCUCUCUCCCCUCUGUCUCUGUUAAUGAGCUAACCCCAGCUGAGUGCACUGUGUAAAUACAUCUGCAGCACUGCCAUAUGCCUGCUCUUUUUGCUGUAAUUACACUCUCCAUCUGAAAUCUCAGUUUAGCCCCGCUAGAAGCUUUCUCUCACCCUCAAUUACACAUAUACACCAUUUCUAAUUUCUGAGUUAAUCAGCUUCAUAAAACCUCGACAGACACACCAAAGACAACAGUAAAGCAGACUGUAGUAGCAGUUCUUUAGUAGAUUUGAUAACAAAGGUCCCAGAAGAGCAUGCAUGCCAGCAGUCUGAGUGUAGAAUGGUGAUUGUUAGGAUAAACACUGUGGGACUGGAUUGGAAUUGUACUGCAAGUAAAUGUAGAAUAAAAGAAACAAACAAUA